Messenger RNA from Quercus lobata, 1037 nucleotides. RefSeq lists its product as uncharacterized. The coding region runs from base 89 to 901 and encodes 270 amino acids. The record is from RefSeq and is a predicted model, not a curated record. NCBI's taxonomy places the organism in Eukaryota, Viridiplantae, Streptophyta, Magnoliopsida, Fagales, Fagaceae. The transcript has 3 exons.
GUUAGCUGGUUGGGAAGGCAGUGCUCAUGAUUCUCGUAUUUUAAAUGAUGCACUUAGUAGACCAAGGGGACUUAAAAUUCCAGAAGCAAUGUCCAAGAACAAGGGGAAAGAAUCAGGAACUCAACUUAGGUGGACACAACCAAUGUGUGACAUGCUAUUUAAAAUGUUGGUUGUUGAGGCUGAACAAGGCAACAAGCCCUCAAACAAAUAUAAGCCUCAAUCCCUUGACAAAGUGGCAAAAGAAAUUGGUGUGAAGUUUAAUGUAGAGUGUCAUGCAUCACAUGUGCAUAACCGCCUUCGUACGGUUAGAAAAGAGUGGAAACUCGUUCAGGAUAUUCGAAAAAAAAGUGGAUUUGGUUGGGAUGAUAAUUUGAAAAUGAUCACAUGUGACAAGCAAACUUAUGAUGCUGAAGUGCUGUAUGAUGAGAUGGCUAUUGUUGUUGGUAAGGACAUGGCAACCGGUGGCUUUUCAAAGCAAUGGAGUGAACAUUCUCCAUUGGUUGAAAAUGAGACCCCACAAAAUGACAUCCAAAAUCCAGAAUUUGAAGGUGACACUGAUACGUUGCCAAAAGAUGCCCAUGAAGCUUCCAAUGGAACUUCAUCUAAGGGAAGGAGCCAUAGAAAGAGAACUUAUGUAGCUAUGAAUGAAGAUAGUCCUUUUAGUGAGAUGACUGAACAACUCAAACAGAUUGCAGUAGCUGUUACAGCUUUGAGUCAUGGCCCAGUUAAUACAAAUGAGCUUCAUAAAGUAGUGAUGAAUGUUGAAGGCUUUGAAGAAGACAUGCUUGAUGAAGCUUUUGAUCAUUUGGUUAAUGAUGAAAAGGCAGGAAGGGCCUUUAUGGCUAAAAAUGAUAGGAUGAGAAAGCUUUGGUUGGAGAAAUUUUUCAACAAAACCUUCUAACUUGAAGUUGCUGGAUACGUUGUGUGAAACAUGUUAGUGGUACCAUGGUAUUCUUUAGGUUAUUAAUAAUUAUGGAACACUGAUUGACAUGUUUUGGAGUUAUUAUGGAAUAAUGUUAUAUUUUGGAUUCAUUAGU